CCCCGGUUCCUCCUCCUCUUCUCUUCUCUCUAAAAUCAACUAAUUAAAUUACCAAAAAGCACCUGAAUGAUUCUGAUCAUCAUCAACGGUCAACGAUUAUGAUUACCGCCAAGACUUUAACCUACUAUCUCUCCGAACACCCCUCAAUUAUCAACUUCCGUUGGAGCCACACCCAAUCCUGGGGCUCCACCUGGUCAUUCCUUUUCACAUCCAUAACCCUCUAUCUCGCCCUAUCCAUCCUCCUCCACCUCUUGUUAGCUCUCCUCAUCCGACGUGGUCGUCCCGUUUCACUUGGUCCAAUCCCCGCUCUCCACAGCCUCUCCAUGUCCGUUAUAUCCGCUACCAUUUUCGCCGGAAUCCUUCUCUCAACGGCUUCCGAAAUACGGGAGACUCGCUGGUUUUGGCGCCGCAGCAAGACGACUCCGCUUCAGUGGCUACUUUGCUUCCCUCUUGGAACACGUCCUUCCGGGCGUGUCUUCUUUUGGUCAUAUAUUUUCUACCUUUCUCGCUUCAUCCACAUGUGGCGUACUUUCUUCACCAUCCUACGACGUCGAAAACUGGUGUUCUUCCAGUUAUUCUACAAUUCAAUUUUAACGCUUACGUCGUUCUUGUGGCUUGAGUAUUCUCAGUCAUUUCAGGUUUUAGUGAUUCUGUUUACGACGUUGGUAUAUUCAGUUGUUUAUGGGUACAGGUUUUGGACGGGAAUAGGAUUACCAAGAGCUUGUUUUCCGUUGGUUAUAAACUGUCAAAUGGUGCUUUUGGGAUGCAACUUGGUGUGCCAUAUUGGAGUUCUCCUGCUGCAUUUUAUGAAGAACGGAGGGUGUAAUGGGAUUGGGGCCUGGGUUUUUAACUGUGUCUUGAAUGCUGCGAUUUUGCUUCUGUUUUUGAAGUUCUAUGUCCAGAUGCAUUUAGAGAAGAGAAAAUUUUGUUUAAUUGCAACCAAAGGGGAAGACAAUGUCAAACUUAAAGAUUAUUAGACUUCUUUUUUGGCUCUCUAAAUUCUGGGAAAUCCAGUUUGUCUUUUGUAGAAAAAGAAAAAAACGUAGAAGACGAUAUUGUAUGAUAAUGGGCAUGGUAAAGUUGUAUAUUAAAUAAUCUCUAGGCAAAUAGGUUCUUUGUUUUGUUUUAUUAUUGUAAAUGAAUAUGCUUAAUAGAAUAAU
Messenger RNA from Pistacia vera, 1160 nucleotides. Its product is annotated as elongation of fatty acids protein 3-like. The coding region runs from base 99 to 977 and encodes 292 amino acids. Gene Ontology annotation, biological process: fatty acid elongation, saturated fatty acid; sphingolipid biosynthetic process; fatty acid elongation, polyunsaturated fatty acid. NCBI's taxonomy places the organism in Eukaryota, Viridiplantae, Streptophyta, Magnoliopsida, Sapindales, Anacardiaceae. Gene Ontology annotation, molecular function: fatty acid elongase activity. The record is from RefSeq and is a predicted model, not a curated record. The transcript has a single exon. Gene Ontology annotation, cellular component: endoplasmic reticulum membrane.